Molecule: messenger RNA, 1254 nt
Organism: Drosophila arizonae
Lineage: Eukaryota; Metazoa; Arthropoda; Insecta; Diptera; Drosophilidae
Gene: BNIP3
Product: BCL2 interacting protein 3
Biological process (GO): positive regulation of apoptotic process; mitochondrial outer membrane permeabilization
Cellular component (GO): nucleus; mitochondrial outer membrane; mitochondrial envelope
Source: RefSeq, a predicted model, not a curated record
CGACGAGCAGUUUGUGUUUUCGCUGCAUCCAGCAGCUUUAGCUGAACUACGCAUUAGGUUUUUGCAGCGUGCGUAAAAGAAAAUUGUGUAUUAUACUUAAACUAAAAGAAAGAGCAUAUUAUAAAUUAAACAGUAAUACAUAGAGCAAACGACAGCCGUUAAAUUUAGCUAAAAGCACAAACAAGCAACAGUGCAGACGGAACAGGAACUUUAAAAAAUAAAACGCAUAUUCUCACGCAUACACUAACAAGAGACACGACACAUAUAAUACGAAGACCCACUCACACACACAUAAGUGCAAUACAAGGGCCGCUCUGGCAAAAAGUUUAGUUUAAUCUGCAUAAAUUUAUUUGUGCGCCACAACAAUAACAAACACGUUAUCUUUUGACGACGUGUUUAGUACAAAUAGAAAAAAACAACAAGAGAAUUUCAACUACUGAACGAACGUAGCAUACUAUAAAUACCAAACACAGAGAAAAACAAAAUGUCUACGACACCAAAAUCGACAGAAGAUUUGCUGGGUGAAUCUUGGAUCGAAUUGAGCGCAACAGCUGCCAUGGCUGGCAUAAAGAGUCCCGACAGAAUUACACCUCUGCCAUUUGCCAGUGGGGAGGAAUAUUUACGUUUGCUGCGCGAGGCGCAGCGCGAAUCAAAUCAGUCCAGUCGCGUCGUGUCUCUGGCCAGCUCGCGUCGCGACACGCCCCACGAUAGCCCCAAGAGUCCGCCAAACAGUCCGCAAUCGGAGCUGUGCCCGGACGACGAGCUGCGAAAUGUUUAUAUCAAUUAUUGGACUAAGAAUAGCGACAAACAAAACACCGAUAAUGCCGAUUGGUUGCAGAACUGGAACCGCGGCACCGAUGAACAGCCACCGAAAGAUUGGAAAUUUGAGCGCUCCAAUGACGAUGAUGAUGACGAGAAGAAGAAGAGCUCGGGUUACUCUAUACGCUUAAAGCGUCUGGGCGCCAACUCGCUGUUCUCCCGCGAAAUAUUGUACUCAUUGCUGGUCACUAAUGUGCUCUCAUUGCUCCUGGGCGCUGGCUUCGGCCUUUGGCUGAGCAAGCGCGGAAUACUCCUCACCCGCGUGGUCAUUGACUGAAAGACACUAUAAAUAACAUAAACACGACGUUUUAAUCAACAACAAUAUGCACAUCAUAACCAUUUACCGACAGGCGAAACAGAACAUUAAACGUUCCAUUUUGAGUGAAGAAGCAGUGUCAACAACCAGCCAAACGUAUUCCAGCCCACAUAACACAA